Messenger RNA from Candidozyma duobushaemuli, 828 nucleotides. RefSeq lists its product as uncharacterized. The record is from RefSeq and is a predicted model, not a curated record. The transcript has a single exon. The coding region runs from base 1 to 828 and encodes 275 amino acids. Gene Ontology annotation, biological process: inositol phosphate biosynthetic process; inositol metabolic process. Gene Ontology annotation, molecular function: 5-diphosphoinositol pentakisphosphate 1-kinase activity; inositol hexakisphosphate kinase activity; diphosphoinositol pentakisphosphate kinase activity. NCBI's taxonomy places the organism in Eukaryota, Fungi, Ascomycota, Pichiomycetes, Serinales, Metschnikowiaceae. Gene Ontology annotation, cellular component: cytosol.
AUGAAUAACUUCAAGAUUCCACAUGAAGCUAAUUCAAAUGUCAGCUCCGCAUCCGGAUCUACAUCGAACCUUCAAAAUAUCACAAACAAUAAGGAAGUCUCAGCAGGUUCCCUUGGUUGGGUCUUGAAGGGAGCCAACGCAACAAAGGGUGCAAGUCUGAUUAACGACACAAACACUCAUGGCAAAUCCAGCUGCAACAGCAGCAUAAGCAGCAAUGGAAAAGCCCCUGAGAACCCAUUCGACCACCCAACAUUUGCUCGUCUCAGAGAAUUGUACAGAUUAUCCAAGGUGUUGUUCGAUUUCAUCUGUCCUCAGGAAUACGGUAUUAAGGACGAGGAGAAGCUCGAUAUUGGUUUGUUAACGUCUUUGCCAUUGGCCAAGCAGAUCUUGUCGGACAUCAAAGACAUGAAGAGCCAUGACUCUGCAGCCGUGGUGAACUACUUCACGAAGGAGUCUCACAUAUACACUUUGCUCAAUGUCAUUUACGGAGCGCAACUUCCAAUGAAGAUCGCCAGAAACGCCUUACCUGAACUUGACUACAUGUCUCAAAUUGUCUUUGAGAUAUACGAGUCCGGUGACUCCAACAGCCCCUCAGGCAAGAAGCAUUCUAUCAGAAUGUCGUUGUCUCCAGGAUGUCACACACAGGAUCCUUUGGACGUUCACUUGGAUGAUGAUCACUACAUUGGUUGUAUUCCAAAGAUCGGCUUAACGAGACAUUUGGAUAUGGAUUUGGUGAUCCAGAGAUUGAAGUCUAGAUUCUCGAGGGUGUCGUUGCCAAAGCAGUUCACUCCUGUGAACAUCUCGAGUCCUCUCUUCACUGGAGAGUAA